CACGGGCAGAAAGCUACUGGUAGUGGUUUUAUUCUAUCAUUAGCAGUUCGUUCGUCGUGUUGUUCGCUUCGCUUGCAAGAGUGCCCGUAACGUGAUCUGUGCAUUUCGGUAGAUGGUGGAGAGGUGAUCCCCCUCUAAUACCUGUAAGCGACCCAGCUAGGGUGUGGUGCGUUUUAAAUAUUAAAAAACUACUUUUUAGUAACUUUGAUCCUCAGAUUUGUUGAAUUUUCGAAGAAAAUAGAGUAGAUUUCUGUUUGUGAAAUUCAUAAAUAAGUGAAAGAAAAUGAAUCAUUUAAAAAUUCAAAUGUUCGCGUUGGCAAGUGUGCUACUGCCACUUGUUUGCGUCGCCCAGAGAACCCCAUCAAUUUCGUACAUUACGCAGGAACAGAUCAAGGAUAUCGGUGGUACGGUAGAGCUCGAGUGUUCCGUCCAGUAUGCCAAAGAGUACUCCGUCCACUGGAUCAAAACCGGUCGAGACCGAUCGGACGUGGUGUUCCUAUCGACGGGCAGUGCCCUAGUUUUGAAAGAUUCUCGCUUCUCGUUACGUUAUGACCCUUCGUCGUCCAGCUACAUUCUGCAGAUAAAGGACAUCCAGGAAACGGACGCGGGAGUGUACCAGUGUCAGGUGGUACUUUCAGUGACCAACAAAAUCACGGCCGACGUAGAGCUGCAGGUUCUUCGGCCUCCAAUCAUCUCCGAUAACUCCACCCAGUCGCUGGUCGUCUCGGAAGGUCAAUCGGUACAGAUGGAAUGCUACGCCUCGGGUUAUCCGCAGCCGCAGAUUACCUGGCGUCGGGAGAACAACGCCAUCCUGCCAACAGGUGGUGCCAUCCACACUGGAAAUGUUAUGAAGAUCAAUUCCGUCCGAAAGGAGGACCGCGGUACGUACUACUGCGUGGCGGACAACAGCGUCAGUAAGGGCGACCGGCGUAACAUCAACCUGGAGGUUGAAUUCGCACCGGUAAUCAGUGUACCGCGACCCCGUCUCAGCCAGGCCCUGCAGUACGACAUGGAUCUCGAGUGCCAUGUGGAAGCCUACCCGUCACCGGCAAUCGUUUGGGUCAAGGACGACGUUCAGCUGUCAAACAAUCAGCACUACAGUACCUCCAUUUUCGCAACGGCGGACGAGUUUACCGAUACGACACUGCGUGUGAUCACAAUCGAAAAGCGACAGUAUGGCGAUUACUACUGUCGAGCAAUUAACAAACUCGGACAAGCGGAAGCUAGGGUUGAACUGUUCGAAUCGGUUAUCCCGGUGUGUCCCCCGGCAUGUGGUCAGACGUACUAUGGCGGCGAUGCUAGUUCGAUAACAGCCUCGAGCUUCCUGCUGGUAGUGACAGUAUUAGCGGCAAUGUUCUAAGGAUGGCUUUCGCUAUCUCCCUCCGUAGGUGAUUUUGAUUAAAAAUUAGGCCACGCCCCGAGUUUGCAUUACAACGAUAGAGCGAGAUGGGGAAAAACAGAAAAAAAUAUUGAUCGUACCUUACGGUGAUAUUCUUAUCGGAAUCAGAGUAGGCCUUCCCUUGUCGUCGUGUGCCUAUGUAACGAAUCAUUUUUUUUCGAAAACGAUUUUUUAGAAAAUGAUUUUCCUGAACGGGAUUAGAUCCCUCCGAGUAGGGUUUGAAAAAUUACAUUCCAGCCUUUUGAAAAUGCGAAGAAAAGUUCAAUAAUUGUAACAUAACAAUAAGGCAUAGCACUAGGAUAUAGACAUAAGGUAAAAACAAAGACGAAACAUCAAGCUAUAGGAUUACAAUAUUUUUGACAAAAUCGAAGUAGGGAAUCGAAUUAUUUGCAGAAUAAUCCCUCCACUUUAGCAUGACGAGAUCGCGAUCGGGACGAUUAAGUAUUGAAUCUCUGGUUAAUAGAAUCUAGUGCCGUCCAGAAGCAACCAGGUCUCUCAUUUUAUGUAACGGAUAUAAUCAGUUAUCACAUUUACACACAUAUCGGAGUAACUGAUAAGACUAUAAGGUAGCCCAAAAAUUUAAAUUCCAACAACAUGAAAUAACAGCAUUCCAAACUGGUAAGAGACAAACAAUAAGGAUAAAUGUUUUAUAACAAAA
Messenger RNA from Topomyia yanbarensis, 2057 nucleotides. It is a transcript of the gene Lac, whose product is annotated as lachesin. Gene Ontology annotation, cellular component: neuron projection. Lineage: Eukaryota; Metazoa; Arthropoda; Insecta; Diptera; Culicidae. The coding region runs from base 284 to 1360 and encodes 358 amino acids. The transcript is spliced from 2 exons. The record is from RefSeq and is a predicted model, not a curated record.